This is a messenger RNA of Plodia interpunctella (Indianmeal moth), 2513 nucleotides long. RefSeq lists its product as uncharacterized. The coding region runs from base 38 to 2350 and encodes 770 amino acids. Lineage: Eukaryota; Metazoa; Arthropoda; Insecta; Lepidoptera; Pyralidae. The record is from RefSeq and is a predicted model, not a curated record. The transcript has a single exon.
AUCAUCUCAGUAUCAAACGCAGCGACAGUAGCACACCAUGAAGACAUUAGUUGUGCUGUCUGCUCUGGCGGCCAUCGCCAUUGCAGCUCCUUACCAGAACACGCUGCCGGAAAAUUGGCCAGAAUACAUCAGGCGAGACAAGAAGUCCCCCCAGGGAUAUUUCUAUGCCGAAUCUGCGCCAAUCAACGUUGGUGUCCCACCAGUCCACCUUGAAGCUGAGCUGGACAAUUCUUCCCCCACCGGAAGAAGUUUCGGAUUGUUGAAGAAACCACUGUUGACGCCCACCAUCAUUAAGAGACCUAGCGGCUACCAUGUCUAUCGGGACUCGGCUGAGGAACGAGCGCAAGCUGAUCCUUCCGAAGAUUGUUCGAAGCAAGUCAAGUUCAAAUUCUGUAAUAGUGAGAAAGCUGCAAGAUCGACCCAUGAAGAUGAAAUGGAAAGCAGUAUUAAAAUGGCGAAAGAAGCAAUUGAGCACCUGCAGAGAGAUUUGAAAAAUAUAGAGCACGGCCCCAAAUCUGCAUCAUGGAGCGAAAGAAAUUUGAUGCAUGAGGAUAUUGAAGUGGCUAGAAAAGCCCUGGAACAUGUUCAUAAAAACUUCGGAAAUUUAGAUUCAAUGAGUUUGCAUUCAACAUUGGUUGGCGAAAAUCCAUCUCACCAAAUCAAUGAGGAUAUCCAUAAAACUGACAUAGAAAGAGCUUCGCAAUGGAAAGAACAUACUGAAACAUUUAAAAGUGAUGAAGGUGCCAGAAACAUGGAAGAUAUCGUUAAACCGGCGGAUCAGCAUGAAAGCUCUAUACACAUUGAAAACAUUGACACAACCAAACUUAUGAAGAAUAGUGAGAAGAUGGAGCAUUUACAGCAUGAAGAGCCGGUAAAAGAAAUUACUGAAGAAUUGAAAGAAACUCACGAGCGUCAUGUCAACACUGAAAUGAAUCCCCUUUCCGAUAUGAAAACAUCAGAAACUAAGGUGGAACCUGCCCACUUGUCAGAUGAGAAAUCCACUGAAGCUAAUAAGGACAUUUCAAAGAAUAACCUAGAAGAAAAGAUUAUUAAAGAAGAACAUUUAAAUGCUAAGACUUCGGAUAUUCUUGCCAGCGAAAAAACACAAGGAACCGACACUGAAGCUGACCACAGUGAAAGUCAUAUUGAUGAAAAAUUGAGAGCAAGUAAAGAACAUCACCAAACUGAAGUAAAUAAUCAAGCAAUUAACGGUCAUCUAAUUGAACCUGCUAGUCCACAAGAUAUGGGAAAAAUUGAAAACAAUGAGCACUUCAGAAAAUCUAGCGAAAAAGAUUGGAAACAUGAGACUGAAAAACAUAUGCAACAACCAAAAAAUACAUUUUUUGAAACUCGACCAAUGCAACAUUCUGACAUUGAAAUGAAAAAUCAUAACAUGAAGAAGGAAUUUGAAGAAAGUCACUUCACUAAGGAAAAGAAAUUCGGUAAUUUCGAUACAUCCAUGAAAGCAGCUGACCAUGAAAAUACAAAGAUGUUGAGUACUGAGCAACACGAAGAAUCUAAAGACGACAAACUUAUAAUACCUAUGCAUAAAUCUAAUGAAAAAUCUGCAAUCAGCCUAGAUACUGCGAGAGAUAAGACUGAAUCAGAAUUGAAUCAUAAUAUGCGUUGGGCACCAAUAACUGACGAGCAUAUGGAAAAAAAUAUGCAGAUGAAAGCUGCCACAGAUUUCCAUAAUCAUCACUCUCAUCAUCCCUCUUCUCAUCACUUGGAGCCAACUGUGGAAUCAUCAAAUCACAUGGAUACUAAGACCCACCCAGUCCAUGGACACUCUAUGAAGAUGCAUGAGCACCAACAUGCUAUAAAUCACGCUAAAUCAGCUGAUGCCGAUAUGUCUCCAAAUCUAAAAUCUAGCAUGAUUAUGGAUCAUGCAAAAUCUGCUGAUUUUGAUGGCUUCAUGGUACCAAGUUUUCCAAGUAAUAUGAUUGAUUUCGCAGGAAAAUCAGCAAUGGAUAUGAUGCAGUGGUCUCAUAAGGCGGACGUUGGACGAUCAGCUUAUGGAGGUUAUGGAGGCAGUGGUCUCGGAGGUCUAUCCGGAGGCGGACUGUCCGGAGGCAGCCUGUCUGGAGGUGCAGCAGUUGGAGGUGGAGCAGUUGGAGUAUUCCCCAACGCGCACGUGGGUGGAUGCGCGGUGCCUCUACUCCUGAGCUGUUCCCCGUCUGUAGUCUCCGGCAGUCUGGCUAAGUCUGGAUAUGGCUCCGGCUACGGCUCUGCUCCGGCAUAUAGAAGUACUGAUGAGCUCAACUUCCACAACAAGCGUGACACCAAAAAGUUCAAAGACAACAAGAAGAAUAUAAAACAAAGAACAACUAUUUUGGACAAGAAGCAGUAAAAGAGAUCAGUGAUGGGAGCUGAAGAUUAUAGACAGAUUAACUAGCAAGAAUUAAUGGAACCCUGAUUGUAGUAUAAUGUUAGGUUUAGACUUUUUUACUUAACUUGUAAUAUUACAUGUAAACAUCACAAGGAAUUGCAAUAAAAAAUAUUUUUAUAAUAUA